Molecule: messenger RNA, 1706 nt
Organism: Populus trichocarpa (black cottonwood)
Lineage: Eukaryota; Viridiplantae; Streptophyta; Magnoliopsida; Malpighiales; Salicaceae
Product: chaperone protein dnaJ 49
Exons: 3
Coding region: 151-1215 (354 amino acids)
Biological process (GO): cellular response to misfolded protein
Cellular component (GO): endoplasmic reticulum membrane
Molecular function (GO): Hsp70 protein binding
Source: RefSeq, a predicted model, not a curated record
AAACAUUUCUUUGGGUGAUUAGAUGGUCUUCUGCUAGCACAGGCACACCCCUUCUCUAUCUCUCUCCCUCUCUAUCUCUCAGAUCGAAUAUUUUUAUCACCAGAUUUUCUUAAAUUGUUUGUGUUGAGGUUGUGGGAAUUAAUAAUUAUCAUGGAUGGAAACAAAGAUGAAGCAAUAAGAUGUGUUAGAAUUGCCGAAGAAGCAAUCGCAUCCGGCAAUAAACAACGCGCUUUCAAAUUUAUUAAAAUGGCGCAACGUCUUAAUCAUAAUUUGUCUGUUAAUCAUCUUUUAUCUGCAUGUGAGAAGCUUGAUUCAUCGGAAAACUCUGCUUCCGUGGAUCAAAGUGAUCCCAAGGAUAGGAAUACGAAUGGUUUUGUUAAGAGUGAUGAUGGUGAUGAGGGUAUGAGUGCGGAGAGGAGUUUUACUGAGGAGCAUGUGCACUUGAUUAGGCAUAUUAAUAGGAAUAAGGAUUACUAUGGGAUUCUUGGGGUCGAUAAGAGCUGUUCCGUUGAAGAGAUUAGGAAGGCGUAUAGGAAACUGUCGUUGAAAGUUCAUCCUGAUAAGAAUAAAGCUCCGGGAUCGGAGGAGGCGUUUAAGAAGUUAUGCAAGGCGUUUAAGUGUUUGAGUGAUGGUGAUUCCAGGAAGCAGUAUGAUCAGACGGGUUUGGUUGACGAGUUUGAGCAUAACCAGCAGUAUAAUAAUAAUAAUGUUAGGCGGCGGAGAACAAGUGCGCGUGGUUCUUAUUAUGACGACGAGUUUGAUCCUGAUGAGAUAUUCAGGGCUUUUUUUGGUCAGGCAGAUGUGUUUAGGGCUCGUCAUGUUUAUAGGAAUAGAGAAACGGAUGGUCAACAGAGGGGGGAGCAGGGAGGGGGACCUAAUUUGAUUGUUCUGCUGCAAAUACUGCCCUUCUUGUUGAUUAUUUUGCUUGCUUAUCUGCCGUUUUCAGAGCCCGAGUACUCUUUGCUUAAGAAUGUAGCUUAUCAGAUUCCCAUGUCUACUGAAAAGUAUGGCGUGGAGUAUUUUGUCAAAUCAUCAGCAUUUGAUAAGAACUUUCCUCCUGGAAGUCCUGCUCGAGAUAGCAUUGAAGACAGUGUGAUUAAGGAUUACAGAAAUAUGCUUUGGCGGUACUGUAACAUAGAAAUCCGCAGACGUCAAUGGAGUAGGAAUAUGCCCACUCCUAACUGUGAUAAGCUACGUGAUCUCGGAUUAGCAUGAAGCUCAAUGCACAAUUAAGAAAAUAGCCUGUGGCAGCGCGAGGACAACGGACUUGGUGGUUUCUAUGAUGUGGAUUUCAACAAUUUUUCUCACAAAUGUAGUUUUUUCUCAUUAGACAAGGCUUGAAAGCUCGAGGCCUACCACAAGCCCAAAAAUAAGUCUGGUUGACCAGGUUGGUCUGAUUUUGCAUGAAUAGGCCUACUUGAAAAUGUGGUCUGUUCUAUGCAUGUGGCGUCGCGGAGAUCGUUUUUCCAAAGCAAGAUUUUUAUGAUGAAGAGUGAAAAGAAUAAGGAACUCUUGUUUCUUAAAAAAAAAAAUUAGAGUUGCUGCCUAGUAUUUUACUAAUUAGAAAUCCUAACUGGUCUCAGAGUUUGAAUAAGAGGACUGAUUGUAUAUAGGGAGAAUGUAUCAUCCCUGAUAUACUCUAUCAAAGGUAAAUUGUAUUGUUUGUUUAUCUGAUAUAAAAUAAAAUAUUUUAAUGUGCUUUCUAA